AUGGCCGACUUCCUUCAGAAAGUGCCCGUCCCAACUCUGGACCGGCCGUUUGGCGUCCACCUAUGGCCCAUCUUUGACAAGGCCUACGAGCAGCUCAUGGGCUACCCUGCCAGCGAGUUCAACUUCGUCGAGGGCGUGACCCCUAUGUCCACCUUCAAGGAGACCGCGACCAUGCUGGUUACCUACUACAUCAUCAUCUUCGGUGGCCGUGAGGUCAUGAAGAACUUCCCCGCCUUCAAGCUGAACACUCUGUUCAUGAUCCACAACUUCGUCCUGACCGCCAUCAGCGCCAUCCUCCUGGCUUUGUUUGUUGAGCAGCUCCUGCCCACCAUUGUGCGCCACGGUGUCUUCUACUCCAUUUGCGAUCACCGCGGUGGAUGGACUCAGCCUUUGAUCAUCCUCUACUACCUGAACUACAUCAACAAAUACGUCGAGCUCCUGGACACCGUCUUCCUUGUCCUCAAGAAGAAGCCCUUGACCUUCCUCCACACCUACCACCACGGUGCCACUGCCCUGCUUUGCUACACCCAGCUGAUCGGCCUGACCGCUGUGCAAUGGGUCCCCAUCACCAUCAACCUGUUGGUCCACGUCGUCAUGUACUGGUACUACUUCCAGAGUGCCCGUGGUAUCCGCAUCUGGUGGAAGAAGUACAUUACCAUGCUGCAGAUCGUCCAGUUCGUCAUUGAUCUCGGCUUCAUCUACUUCGCCUCCUACACCUACUUCUCCUCCGCCUACUUCCCCUGGGCUCCCAACAUGGGCCAGUGCGCCGGUGAGGAGUUCGCUGCUUUCGCUGGUAUUGGUAUCAUUACCUCCUACCUGCUGCUCUUCAUCUCCUUCUACAUUGCCACCUACAACAAGGCCGCCAAGGUUGGCCGCCCUCGCAGCAACACUGGCAAGAAGUCCCUCAUCGACAUGAAGAACUUCGAGGUCCCCUCCCCCGCCGGUCACUCCAACGGCAGCGCCAAGGGCUCCAACGGCUCUGCUAGCUCGACUGGCCGCUCCAACGGCCCCGUCACUCGCUCUCGCAAGGCUUAA
This is a messenger RNA of Penicillium cataractarum, 1035 nucleotides long. Its product is annotated as elongation of very long chain fatty acids protein. The coding region runs from base 1 to 1035 and encodes 344 amino acids. Gene Ontology annotation, molecular function: fatty acid elongase activity. Gene Ontology annotation, cellular component: endoplasmic reticulum membrane. NCBI's taxonomy places the organism in Eukaryota, Fungi, Ascomycota, Eurotiomycetes, Eurotiales, Aspergillaceae. Gene Ontology annotation, biological process: sphingolipid biosynthetic process; fatty acid elongation, monounsaturated fatty acid; fatty acid elongation, polyunsaturated fatty acid. The record is from RefSeq and is a predicted model, not a curated record. The transcript is spliced from 3 exons.